Messenger RNA from Macrobrachium nipponense, 4238 nucleotides. RefSeq names its product protein Wnt-6-like. Gene Ontology annotation, cellular component: extracellular region. Gene Ontology annotation, molecular function: frizzled binding; cytokine activity. The transcript is spliced from 8 exons. The coding region runs from base 1072 to 2466 and encodes 464 amino acids. NCBI's taxonomy places the organism in Eukaryota, Metazoa, Arthropoda, Malacostraca, Decapoda, Palaemonidae. The record is from RefSeq and is a predicted model, not a curated record. Gene Ontology annotation, biological process: neuron differentiation; cell fate commitment; canonical Wnt signaling pathway.
UCGCCUCACGCAGUUGUUUCUGGCUCGCGUUCGCACGAGUCGCGUCUGGUCCAUCUCUCCGAAGUCCGCAUGUAGUCCCGGACGGAUUAAGCCCUUCCCGGUCAAAAUCAUGAAUGGUGAGUCGUUGAGCAAGUGCCACGAAGGUGUCCCGCGUGACCACGUCCCAACUCUCUGUUCGAUCGCGCCGUGAGAAAGUGUCAUUCCAGAGUGUGUUGAAAAUCUGUGAUAAACAUGCACGUGCAUGUGUUGGGCGAAGCUGAUUGGCUAAUGACUUGGCCAAUAACUUAUUCCGGCAACCAAUGACAGAGCGAUCCCUGCGCCCCCUGCGGUAUUUGGCGGGAAACGGGAAUUACUGUAAAAAUAAUUUCGAGCGACGAUGGCUGACACUUCGGAAAGAGCUCUCGUUAAGAAGAGUUUGUCAAAGAAAUACUUGUGAGCCUCAGCUCUUCAUUUUUUUUUCUUUUACACUUUUUUCUCUGCUUUUGUAAGUGACAAAGAUAUACGUAUAUAUAAAGGUGGUGAGAGGGAAGGGUAGUCAGUGCGAUGGAAGGGGACGGCGAAAGAACACCUCCUUCGACUUUUAUGGAAGUUGACCAUAAUCAAGAUGAUGGAUUCUCGUCGAGUCUUAGCAGUUGCUCAGGUUCCAUUCGCUCGUUUUAGCAAGUGUUGCUGCUAUAACUCGAGAUCUGAGCAAUCAUGUCCAAAUAACGGGAUCAAUGUUGCUUCAAGUGCAAUCUUUCAAUUAAGGUUUAGUCAAUGAAUUUUUGGCUUUCGACAUUUUCAUCCUAGACUGCAAACGUGGAAACGAGAAGCACUGAGCGUGUUUCUUAGAAAUGCAGAGGUAACAAACGAAUCAAGAGACCUGAACCUUUCCGAGAAAACCAGAGACAGCGAAAGUAUCUCAUAUUUUUUUUGACGUCCAAUCCUCUGUCCUAACCAGGAACCUGAUUUGUCCACUGACCACAAUGGACACUGGGCUCACCUGAAACGUUUAUUUAGAAGAAAUAAGACUUGACUGGGCUUGACACUUCUUACAAAAAAGCCCCUUUGAAGAAAGUCUGCAGGGAGACUAUGGCCCCGAAGUUUUUAAUGUAUUACCUGCUUCUGAGUCUUCUCUUCUGCGACCUCGUCAGCGCCUUCUGGUGGUCUUUUGGAAGCCGAGCUGUGAUGGACUAUAACAGGAUCUGCAGGAAGCGAGGCCGAAAGAAAUCGAAGGAUCCCCUAAGCUUCCUGUGUAGAAAGGAACCCACAACGGUAAACCUCAUCCUGACGGGGACGCAACAGGCCAUGAGGGAGUGUCAGUACCAGUUCAGGCACCACAGGUGGAAUUGUACAGAUAACAGGAGGUCUCUGAGGAGAAUUUUCAGCCGAGAGACCCCAGAAGCAGCAUUCCUGAACAGCAUCAUGUCUGCUUCGGUGACCUACGAGAUUACCUCUGCCUGCUCUCGAGGCGAUCUUCUGGAAUGCUCCUGCAGCAAAAAUGCCUACGAGACAAAUGCUCUCGAUUCUAAUAUACCAAAACCCAAAAAUGAAAAGAAGAGAAGAAAAGGGUCGAAGGCCGUGUCUGCUCACCCGUCUGGAAAUGGCGUCUCGAGCGACCUGGCCGACAAAAAGGCUCGCAGAAAGAGCAAGAAGAGACAAGGGAGAAAAGGAAGAAGAAAACUCUCGAAAGCCGAGAGGCGCCGGAGACUCAACAGCAUCCAGGAGCGCAACCAGAGGCUCUCGAAUGCUCUUCCCAAUUCCAUGCCCAACCCUGAAGAAGUCACUCCGGGAGGCGAGCGCCUCACCAUCAUCCAACCCGUAGUCGAUAUAGGCGGCGCCCCGGUCAUAGCUGGCGUCCCUGAACCCGUGGGGGUCAUCGGCAAAGACUGGCACUGGAGUGGGUGUGACGACAAUGUGGGUUUUGGCUAUAGGGUGGCCAGAGACCUCCUAGAAGAGAAGUUCCUCAGGGGUCAAGAGAGUCAGGAUAUCAAGAGCAUUGUUAUGCUACGGAAUAACGAGGCUGGUAGGCUGGCAGUGCGGAACCACCUGCGCCCUCACUGCAAGUGCCAUGGGCUAUCGGGCUCCUGCUCCCAUAGAACCUGCUGGAAGAGGAUGCCUUCCCGCAGGAACAUAGGACUGCGUCUGAAGGAGAAAUAUAACACAGCUAUUAAGGUAAUUCCCAGCAACGACGCAGUGACGGCUAUCGAAACCAACAGGAGACCCGACGAGGAAGACCUCGUUUACCUCGACGACUCUCCGGACUUCUGCAAGUUCAACAGAAGGACGGGGUCUUUGGGCACUAAAGACAGGAAGUGCAACGCCACCUCAGAGGGCUACGACGGCUGCGAAUCGCUGUGCUGUGGAAGGCCCUAUCACUCUCAAAUUAAGAUGGAGACGGAGAACUGCCACUGCCGUUUCACCUUCUGCUGCGAAGUUACUUGCCAAAAGUGUAAAGUAAGACGCGAAUAUUCUUAUUGUACGUAAUAAGUACAGAGAUGACGUACGCAGGUAUGAGGGCUGCUGGUGUUCUAAGCUGAUUCUUCUUCCAUUCCUUUCGUCGCUUCCAAGUUAUUCAGUCUGUUUUCAGAAACAAGAGCCGGUGCUCCUAGUGACACAUCAACGAUAAAGCAUUUGCCCUGCAAGCAAUUCGCUUGAGGAAAUGGUGCUCAAGUGCAGCGAUCUAACUGAGCUUAAUUAUGAGUGUUUUUUGCUAUUGCACACUUCCUUGGCUAACUUGAGGACAAUAAAUGUCGGGUAAAAGUGUGUGCGCCUGUGGUUUUUUUUUUCUUUUUUUUUUUCUGGCAAAGAAUGGAUGUUCUGACAGACCAUAAAAUGAUUUUCAGAGUGCAAUGCUUGUUCAAGUGAGAUCAGUGACUUUGAAUGUAUAAACAAAACUAUUGUGAAGACUUGAUAAAAGGUUUUAUAAACAGAAGAAAAAGUUUAGGUCAAAACUGUUCAUAUUAAAACCGAGCGGGCAAAGAUGCCCGAAAGCAGUACAGAAAACGGGAUGGACAUUGGGUAAGCUUCAUAAUCUGGUGAUCCUUUGAAAUGAAUGUCUUCUUAUAUGUGAUAAAUCAAUCUAUCAAUACUUAUAUUGCAAGAAGUGCCGUUAUGAAUGUUCAUUAUCCUUAAGCAUACUAUAUUAUAAAUUAUGGUAGAAGUAGAUUCAAAGCUUCGUACGCUCACUGUAAAUAGCAUACAUGUUGGACCUAUCUUAAUCAAAGGAGAGUUGUCGCACUUGCUUCAUAUUAUUGUAAAUAUUGUAUUCGUAAGCGUAAGGAAGUGCCUGAUAAGAUAAUAUGCAGAGACAUGACCUCGCCGGUACUUGGUACAGAUGAUUAAACUGGAUUCUGAGGCUGGGGGACCCUUACUUUUCAAGAUGCCGGAUUGCAUCUUAAGUCUUCAACUCUGCUUGAAAGCUGUGAGUUUGUUUCCAAGCAAAAGCCUCAGAAAAUGGUGAAAUAUUCUACUACAGCGCCUUGUAACGAAUAAUCUUUUCAGGGGAAUAUUCACAGUGCGGUGCCGAGUCUGAAGAAUGUGUAUUACGUAGUGUGUACUGAAUAAGGAAUAUUCACCGUGUAUUAGGGUGUAAAGUUUAGGAUCUGUGUAUUACGCAAUGGAUGUGUAAACCGCUGUACUGAAUGUAACUAAAAAAAAAGUUCUGUGAUGAUAUUUUACAGCUAAUGGCCGACAACUGUAAAUUUGACUGUCGUAAUGUGGAUUUCACAUUAAUCCCUUUUCCUGUGAUUAGAUAUUUGCCUUCAUAGUUCCUGCUCGGUUCAGAAGCAAAUAGAUUGUAUCUUACUUAUAUAGAGAACUAAGCUAUUAUUUUUAUCAGUGUUCUAGAGGCUUGUCGAUUUUUGUUCCUUCAGUAUUUGAAAGAAUUUGCAAGAAAAUCGGAAGCUCUGGAGUGUACCUGUAACUGGGGAGAUUUUACAGCGUCAAUGAAUCCAUCUUGGAAUCCCAUAUUCUGAUGUGUAAUUAAAACCGAGAAAGUUAUGUUCAGUCAGAAAAAUUAAUAACUACAAACACUGAUGCCUUAUGGCGAAUAAUUUUCAAAGCAAAGGAAUAGACGAUAUCGUACGAAGAAACUGACUUUAUUUUCGAAACAAAUAAACAGAUGUAUUUCUACGAAGAAACUGACUGUAGUUUGGACGUUGGGUUAGAUGCUGAAUGCUUUUUUUGGUAGUAAUUUAUUGAAAAUUGAUAAAUAGCCAAAUGAUGCCUUUGAUCUAUUUAUUUCUGAUAAAUUUAUA